AUGCUUCCCUCCUCUCCCCCCUCUUUGUCCCUUUAUUUUGAUUUCUUCUCAGAGGAAAGCAUUGUAUUUGUGUUUCAAAAGGUGUUAACAGAGACUGAUGUGAACACGCAUUUCAGUAUGCUGCUGGUGCCAUUUAAGCAGAUCAAGAAUGGAUUUCUGACUGAUGAAGAGCAGGCUCGUUUUCAUGAUCGUAGUCAGAAGUUUGAAAUUAAUGCCAUUUUUGUUGAUCCAUCCCUUGAUGAAGGCAGAAUGAACCCGAGGCAAUGGGAGAUGGGUAAAAAAGAUGGUAAAAUAAGUUACAACUUUGCAUUGAUCACUAACUGGACCAAGGUUGUGGUGAAGAAUGGACUUAGACAAGGAAUGACAGUGCACUUGUGGGCAUUUAGGAGGGAUUUACAGCUUGGAUUUGCUUUAGUUUUAGUGUGA
Messenger RNA from Coffea eugenioides, 426 nucleotides. RefSeq names its product B3 domain-containing protein At3g25182-like. NCBI's taxonomy places the organism in Eukaryota, Viridiplantae, Streptophyta, Magnoliopsida, Gentianales, Rubiaceae. Gene Ontology annotation, molecular function: DNA binding. The record is from RefSeq and is a predicted model, not a curated record. The transcript has a single exon. The coding region runs from base 1 to 426 and encodes 141 amino acids.